AUGGCAAGGCCACAAACUCCUUCAAUCUUCUACCUAUUUUUACCUUUCCUCUAACCAUUUUCAAGAUUCUUCACUAACCCUUUUUCCUAAGCACCCCCAAUUUGAUCCUACAUUGUUAAAAAUAAAAUGAAGGUUAUUGAGAAAAUUCAAGAAUCUGUGAAAGAUGACAGAGUGGUUUUCUCUUUUGAGUUUUUUCCACCAAAAACUGAAGAUGGGGUUGAUAAUUUGUUUGAAAGAAUGGAAAGAAUGGUGUCACAUAACCCAUCCUUUUGUGAUAUUACAUGGGGUGCUGGUGGUUCAACAGCAGAUCUGACUCUUGAAAUUUCAAAUAGGAUGCAGAAUAUGGUGUGUGUUGAGACAUUGAUGCAUUUGACUUGUACAAAUAUGCCUGUUGAGAAAAUUGAUCAUGCUCUUGAAACUAUUAAGUCUAAUGGGAUUCAAAAUGUUCUUGCUCUUCGUGGAGAUCCUCCUCAUGGACAAGAUAAGUUUGUUCAAGUUGAAGGUGGCUUUGCUUGUGCUUUAGAUCUGGUAAAGCACAUGCGGGCCAAGUAUGGGGAUUACUUUGGGAUCACUGUUGCGGGUUACCCAGAGGCGCAUCCUGAUGUUAUACCUUCAACUGGACUAGCUACACUAGAGACAUACGAAAACGAACUUGCCUAUCUCAAACAAAAGGUUGAUGCUGGAGCUGAUCUCAUUGUAACUCAACUCUUCUAUGAUACUGAUAAUUUCCUCAAGUUCGUCAGUGAUUGUCGUCAAAUUGGGAUAACUUGUCCCAUUGUUCCAGGAAUCAUGCCCAUCAACAAUUAUAAGGGCUUCUUGCGCAUGACUGGAUUUUGCAAAACUAGGAUCCCGGCAGAGAUUACAGCUGCCUUGGAACCUAUUAAGGAUAACGAAGAGGCUGUCAAAGCAUAUGGAAUUCACCUUGGAACUGAAAUGUGCAAGAAGAUUAUGGCCAGUGGCAUUAAGACAUUGCAUCUUUAUACAUUAAACAUGGAGAAAUCAGCAUUGGCCAUUUUGAUGAAUCUUGGAUUGAUUGAAGAGUCCAAAAUUUCUAGGCCACUACCUUGGAGACGUCCUACAAAUGUUUUCCGUAUCAAAGAAGAUGUCCGUCCUAUAUUCUGGGCCAACCGUCCGAAGAGCUACAUCUCAAGAACCAUUGGUUGGGAUGAGUUUCCACAUGGCCGAUGGGGCAAUGCUAAAAAUCCGUCAUAUGGAGCACUUAGUGAUUAUCUGUUCAUGCGGGCACGCUCACGUGAUAAGAAACUUCAAGAGGAAUGGGCUAUUGCUCUCAAUAGUGUGGAAGACAUCUAUGAGAGAUUUAUGAACUACUGUCUCGGGAAGCUGAGAAGUUGUCCUUGGUCUGAGUUAGAUGGGCUUCAGGCAGAGACAAAGAUCAUCGAUGAUCACUUGGGUAAUAUAAACUCGAAAGGUUUCCUGACUAUUAACAGCCAACCAGCAGUUAAUGGUGCAAAGUCCGAUGCUCCUUUAGUUGGAUGGGGUGGUCCUGGUGGAUUUGUUUAUCAAAAGGCAUACUUAGAGUUCUUUUGCUCGCGUGAGAAGUUAAAUGCUGUUAUCGAAAAAUGCACGGCUUUCCCCUUCCUUACCUACAUGGCUGUGAACAAGAAAGGAAACUGGAUGUCCAACGUCAACCAAGUCGAUGUCAAUGCAGUGACAUGGGGCGUCUUCCCAGCUAAGGAGAUUGUACAACCAACCGUCGUUGAUCCUGCCAGCUUCAUGGUAUGGAAAGACGAGGCAUUUGAAAUCUGGUCAAGAGGUUGGGCUCAAUUAUACCCCGAGAAUGAUCCAUCUAGAACAUUACUCGAACAGGUUCAAAACAGUUACUUCUUGGUCAGCCUUGUCGAUAACGAUUACAUCAAUGGAGAUUUGUUUGCCAUCUUCAAGGAUAUGAUCUGCAAUUAG
Messenger RNA from Solanum verrucosum, 1920 nucleotides. Its product is annotated as probable methylenetetrahydrofolate reductase. The transcript has 11 exons. Bases 127 to 1920 code for a protein of 597 amino acids. The record is from RefSeq and is a predicted model, not a curated record. Gene Ontology annotation, biological process: tetrahydrofolate interconversion. Gene Ontology annotation, molecular function: FAD binding; methylenetetrahydrofolate reductase [NAD(P)H] activity. Gene Ontology annotation, cellular component: cytosol. NCBI's taxonomy places the organism in Eukaryota, Viridiplantae, Streptophyta, Magnoliopsida, Solanales, Solanaceae.